Molecule: messenger RNA, 1420 nt
Organism: Cladocopium goreaui
Lineage: Eukaryota; Dinophyceae; Suessiales; Symbiodiniaceae
Source: the annotation of a GenBank genome assembly
AGGAGAGAUGGACCUCAGCCACUAUGGCUAUACCAUGGGAUAUUCGGACUAUACCUUUGAGCCCUGGAGUGAUGGAGUGAGCGGAGGCAGCUCCCCCAGUCAGUUUGCGGGAGACGAGACCCUGAUUGGACCCGAUGGGGCGGUCUAUGACGUCUUCUACCCAUUGAAAAACGGGCAGGAUGAGAAGGAAGAGACCUCGACGACAUGCAGCGACUGCGCGGGAGGCAGUCCUGUAACCAUGUCACGACAGAGAUCAGCCGAAGCAAGUAUCGCAGGCGUCCUGGAUUUCAUGCGCUCAACCGCCCUGGCGCGCUACCCUGCGCGCGUGCAGCUCUAUGAAAAGGUGUGCAGUGCAGCAAAGAUGUCCUUGGGUGUGCAUUUCGGAAGGAUGGCAUUGAUUGGUAGCACCGCCCUGCGGAUCGACACGCCUGACUCUGACCUGGAUGUGGUCGUUUACACCUGCAACUUGGCAGAUCAUGGCAGAUCAACUGCGGCGGCAUUGCUUGGGUUCAUAGUUUGGCCCCUUUUCCCGCCGGUCUCCAGCAUGGCGUUCCGCCUGACCUACCGCCGGCAGUGCCGCUACAACACCAAGUCCAACAAGCAGCAUUUGGGCUGCACUUGGAGGCGAGUUGUGAAGACCCCUGGUGGCCGCGCGGUGUUCCAGACGCUCACCAAGAAGGCGAAGGGUCCUCACUGCGGAGACUGCAAGAAGGCUCUCAUUGGCCUCCCUCGUUUGCGGCCCGUCGAGUAUGCCAGGCUGAAGAAUCGAGAGAAGCGUGUCAACCGUGCCUAUGGUGGAUCCCGCUGCGCGAGCUGCGUGCGCAAGCGCAUCGUGCGCGCCUUCCUCAUCGAGGAGCAGAAGUGCGUGAAGCAGGUCUUGGCUGAGAAGUUGUCGCAGGCGAAGGAGAAGGAGACUGGAAACUUUGGUCGGAGAAAUUGGAAAGACCGGAAAGAAGAGCAAGAAGUAGACGCUGAGGAGAGGUCAACUGAUGGGCUGAUGACCCAUGCAGCUUGCGGAUUGGAGGAGAAAAAGAAGAGGCGAGUUGUGAAGACCCCUGGUGGCCGCGCGGUGUUCCAGACGCUCACCAAGAAGGCGAAGGGUCCUCACUGCGGAGACUGCAAGAAGGCUCUCAUUGGCCUCCCUCGUUUGCGGCCCGUCGAGUAUGCCAGGCUGAAGAAUCGAGAGAAGCGUGUCAACCGUGCCUAUGGUGGAUCGCGCUGCGCGAGCUGCGUGCGCAAGCGCAUCGUGCGCGCCUUCCUCAUCGAGGAGCAGAAGUGCGUGAAGCAGGUCUUGGCUGAGAAGUUGUCGCAGGCGAAGGAGAAGGAGACUGGAAACUUUGGUCGGAGAAAUUGGUCCUUUUCCCAAACUUUUCCCCAUGUUUUGCAGGUGGUCUUUAAGGAUUAUUGGCCAGAUCUUUGA